Dioscorea cayenensis subsp. rotundata (Guinea yam) is the source of this 2770-nucleotide messenger RNA. RefSeq names its product homeobox protein BEL1 homolog. Gene Ontology annotation, biological process: regulation of transcription by RNA polymerase II. The transcript is spliced from 5 exons. NCBI's taxonomy places the organism in Eukaryota, Viridiplantae, Streptophyta, Magnoliopsida, Dioscoreales, Dioscoreaceae. Bases 823 to 2613 code for a protein of 596 amino acids. The record is from RefSeq and is a predicted model, not a curated record. Gene Ontology annotation, molecular function: DNA-binding transcription factor activity, RNA polymerase II-specific; RNA polymerase II cis-regulatory region sequence-specific DNA binding.
AGUAGAAGAAUAGUAUAAGGAGAAGAUGAAGAGAAGGAGUGUGCGGUCCCAUGAUGCUAUUGCUUCUCCCUUCUUUAAUUCUCAUUUUAAUGGGAAUUAGUUGGGAACCAAGCUCUCUGGACCACUUCCACUUUUCCGAAUAUUUUCCCACUCGCAUCUAUCCCACUCCUCCCUCCUCUUCCUCUUCCUCUAAUUUCCAACCUUCAAUCUCUUGUUGUUGUUGUUGUUGUUGUUGUUAUUGUUAUUGUUGUUUAUGCUGUUGUUUCUUGUUUUUUAAUCUUAUAGUACCAGUAGUAAUAAAAGCAUGGAAUUAAGUUUGUGAUGAAGAGUAGAAUAGUAGUACUUGCAGAAGGUGAUGAACAUGGAUAUGAGCAUGAACAUGAACAUGAACAUGAUGAUGAUGAUGAUGAAGAAGAAGAAGAGAUCAUGGGAGGAGAUUGAAGGAAAGAAGAGAUGAAGGAAAAGGAAGUGUGGGGAUUCGUGUCAAUCCUAAAUCAACCACUCUUUUUCCAGUAGCUAAGGAAAGCAAACAGCAAUAAAUAAAGUUGUGAUCAUUAAGACCAUGCAGUUAGUACCAUAUACUACUCCCUUAUUGCUUUGUUUCUAUCUCUCUGUUUUUCUAGUUUUGGAACUCCCUUUUUUUAAGUUCCUAGCUUCUCUCUUCUUGUGAUCACUUGAUCAAAGGACUAUCAGUACUCUCUCCUUCUUCUUCUUCUUCUUCUUCUUCUUCUUCUUCUUCUUAAUGAAGCUCAAGGUUUGAUUGAAUUGAAGGAGUUGUUAUAUAUAUAUAUAGAGAGAGAGAGAGUUUUUAGUUUGUUUGUGAUGGCACAAGAGGCACGGUACUAUACGGAGUUCACCGGAGAAAACCCGGCAUCGGUCACGCAAGGUUUCGAUCAAGGACCGGAGCUGUUUAACUUACAAGCAGGGAUGGAGAUGUUAGGUAUACCAUCAAAGAAUCAUAGAGGAGGACACCAGUCACAAAACCCUAGUUUAUGGAGAGGUUUCAACACUGAUGAUGAUGAUGAUACUACCAACGGCAAUAACACUCAUCAUAAUGAUAUAAUAGUAACACAUGAUGGUAAUCCAUGGCAACAGCAGCAGCAGCAGCAGCAUGCCGGAAGAUUGAUCGUCGAUGAUUCAUCGCUUCGAUGCUUGUUUCCGCCUUCCGGUGUUAAUUCCGAUCAACACCACCACCACCACCACCAACAACAACAACUAGCUGGGCUUUCGCUGUUUCCGGCCGAUACUUUGUUCGCAAAAUCAUUAACUACAAAUCAUCAUCAUCAUCAACAGCAACAGCAACAGCAACAACAGAUGGUGAUUCAAGAUGGGAGGUUCUACACAACAUAUAUUCCAAGUCCAUCAGCUCCACAAAGCCAAAGCAUGCAAUUGAGAAGUUCCAAAUACUUAACACCAGCUCAAGAACUACUCAAUGAGUUCUGUAACUUAGGCAGCAGCAGCAGCAACAACAACAACAACAACAAAAUAGCAAAAGAAAAGCAACAAAGGAGUAGCCAAUGGGAAGAAGGUGGAACUUCAUCAUCUUCAAACACAUUCACUCAGUCCCUACUCUCCAUGGACCUUUUGGAGCUUCAGAAGAGAAAAUCCAGACUGCUGUCCAUGCUAGAAGAGGUGGAUAGAAGAUACAGGAAGUAUUGUGAGCAGAUGAGAGCAGUUGUGUCGUCGUUUGAGGCCGUGGCCGGAGACGGUGCGGCCACCGUUUACUCUACACUUGCAUCAAAGGCCAUGUCGAGACAUUUUCGAUGUUUGAGAGAUGGAAUUGUGGCUCAAAUUAAGGCGACGAGGAAGGCGAUGGGCGAAAAGGAUCCUGUUGCUCCUGGAACUACUAAAGGCGAAACUCCGAGGCUUCGGCUUCUUGAUCAAUGUCUUAGACAGCAAAAAGCUUUUCAACAAGCAGGAAUGAUGGAGAGCCAUCCAUGGCGACCGCAAAGAGGAUUACCGGAGCGUUCGGUCUCCGUCCUUCGGGCUUGGCUUUUCGAGCAUUUUCUUCAUCCGUAUCCUAGCGAUGUCGAUAAACAUAUACUAGCACGACAAACAGGAUUGACAAGAAGCCAAGUAUCCAACUGGUUCAUAAAUGCAAGAGUGAGGCUAUGGAAGCCAAUGGUGGAGGAGAUGUAUCUAGAAGAGGUUAAGGAACAGGAGAACAAUUCUGAAGACACUGCAAACCCUAACCCUAACCCUAACCCUAAUCAGCUCAUGCAUUCAGAUCAAGACCAAAAGCCAAUACUGAAUGACAGUGAUUCACUCUCCUCAAUCAUCAACAACAGUCACCAAAAGAACCAUCACCACCAAAUUCAAACCACCGACAACUUCGGUGUCGUCGACCUUGAUUUCCCAUCCUACAAUGAAUGCUCAGCAGCUCAUCAAAACUUCGGUAACGGCGUAUCACUGACUCUGGGCUUGCAGCAGCAUUCCGGAGGUGGUAUGAGCCUCUCGUUCUCGCCGGCUUCACAGCACUCCUUAUUCUUUAGUCGAGAAAACCUCGACGAUUGCCAACCAGUUCAAUUCUCAAUCUUGGAUGGUGAUCAAGCUCAGAACCUUCCUUACAGGAACUUGAUGGGAGCUCAAUUGUUGCAUGAUCUUGCAGGCUAAGUUAUACAUUAAACAAAGCCAUCACAUUCACUGCAAGUACUGUUUAUCAUAUACAAACAUAUAUAUAUAUAUAUAUACAUAUUUGUAUAACUUUGUACAUUGUUUUGAGCUAGCAGUGAAUACUAUUUAGCUUCUCUAGGCUUUGCUUGCUCUGUGA